Messenger RNA from Ochotona princeps (American pika), 978 nucleotides. It is a transcript of the gene TNFRSF18, whose product is annotated as TNF receptor superfamily member 18. Gene Ontology annotation, molecular function: protein binding; tumor necrosis factor receptor activity. Gene Ontology annotation, biological process: negative regulation of apoptotic process; positive regulation of cell adhesion. Lineage: Eukaryota; Metazoa; Chordata; Mammalia; Lagomorpha; Ochotonidae. The transcript has 5 exons. The record is from RefSeq and is a predicted model, not a curated record. Gene Ontology annotation, cellular component: external side of plasma membrane; plasma membrane. The coding region runs from base 28 to 714 and encodes 228 amino acids.
CGCGGGCGCUCGCGGGCCGGGGGCGCGAUGGGCGCGACGGCAGCCCUGUGCGGGGUCGCGCUGCUCUGCGCUCUGGGCCUGGGUCAGCGUCCCGGCGCGAUGCCGAGCUGCGGCCCCGGGCGCUUCCUGGCCGGGGAGGGCACCGCCGCGCGCUGCUGCGGCCCCUGCGCCCCGGGGGAGGCGCCGUGUCCCGGGCGGAACUGCACGUGUGUUCAAGCCGAGUUCCACUGCGGAGACCCCCAGUGCAGCACCUGCAAACACCAUGCGUGCCCACCGGGACAGGAGGCUCAGCCUCGAGGGAGCUUCAGCUUCGGCUUCCAGUGUGUGGAGUGUGCUGAGGGCACGUUCUCCAUGGGCAGCGGGGCCCACUGCAGGCCCUGGGCAGACUGCUCCCUGCUGGGUUUUCUGACUGCCUUCCCAGGGAACAAGACCCACAAUGCAGCCUGCAUCCCGGGCCCAGUGCCCAGAGCGCCUUCCCGCUGGCUGCUGCCGGUCCUGCUGGCCGUGACAGCCUGCAUCCUGCUCCUGACUGCUGCUCAGCUUGGCCUGCACAUCUGGCAGCUGAACAGGUGGCGCAGGUGGCCCCCAGAGCCCCUGCUGUCCCUGGAGCCACCACCACUGGCAGCCGAGGAGUCCUGCAGCUGGCAGUUCCCGGAGGAGGAGCGUGGAGACCGGCUGGCAGAGGAGAAGGCCCGGGGGGUCCUGCAGGCAUGAGCUGGCCUGAACACAGGGGCAGAACCCCAGUGGCCCUGGGAGCAGGGGUCCUGCUGCCCGCCUCAGGUCUGGCCCUGCUCCCUGCGCCUGUGAAACUGGGUGUUGGACAGUGAAGUGGCUGUGGAGGGGCUCUGCUGGGCAGAGGGCUGGGGUGUGGUGGCGAGCCCCUCCCCUAGAGCAGAGCCUGUGCCCGAGGAGUUGUAGUGUCCAGCUCAGGGCCUGGCUGCAGGUUCUCAAUAAACACUCCUCAGUGCUGAGUGACCC